Messenger RNA from Cyprinodon tularosa, 2248 nucleotides. RefSeq names its product regulator of G protein signaling 9 binding protein. The transcript has 3 exons. Gene Ontology annotation, biological process: G protein-coupled receptor signaling pathway. The record is from RefSeq and is a predicted model, not a curated record. Lineage: Eukaryota; Metazoa; Chordata; Actinopteri; Cyprinodontiformes; Cyprinodontidae. The coding region runs from base 401 to 1186 and encodes 261 amino acids. Gene Ontology annotation, cellular component: neuron projection.
CAUUGUGGUAUAGACUGCCAGCUGCUCUCCUAUCUCUCGGUGAUGGUUAAUGAGAUUAGCAGUCCGUCUUAGCCUGCGUCAGUGCAAAGGGGUCAAUCACAGGAUUAGCACCUUGCUUAAGAGUUACAUCAGUUUAUUAUACUUUUUCUUUAUUGCUUGGACUUUCCCGCUCUGGCCUCCAAAAGCAUGUUCUGCGCGUGUAAUUGCAGUUUAUUUGCAGAUGGGGUAUUUCACUCUGCAACAUGCUGCCUUGGGACUGAGCGCAUCCAGGCUCUGAGGCGCUGAAUGAAGCAUCUUCCAGUGAGACAAGAGGAGCAGGGGCAGCCAGAGAAGUGAAGGGCAGAGGGGCCGAAAUCUCGCCUGCUGUGGCAGAGUCUGAGACUCUGUGCAAAUCAUCCUCAUGCCACUUGUAAAUAACAAAGUUGGCGAUGAUUGCACAGCAAGCGGAGACAAGGCUUUGGCCGAUGGACAGGCUUUGGUGGAUUCUUUGAUAAAGGUGGUGGCUUGUUAUCGGCAUUUAGCCUCGUGUGUAGGUGGGAGCACGGACAACCUGCAGCUUCGCGAUGAGCUCCGACAAACGAGAGAAAAGGCCCAGAAGUUGGCCGGGGACAUCUGCAAUCACCUGACCACCCACCUCCGGGACAAGAGUCUGCCUGAAGGACAGCGUAAGGAGAUGGAGCUCCUCUGGGUGGCCUUCUCCUCAUCUCUAGAGCUUCUACACAUCGACAUGUGCAAAGUUUGGAACAUGAGCGGGAUUUUUUCACUGGCUGACUCCUCAUCACUCGUGCACACUGGCGUAGAAGGAGGAUGCAGUGAGGUAGCAGCUCGGGCUCUGAGUUUGCCAGACAUGAAUGAGGCUGAGACAAAAACACUCCCUGAAGGCCUCGAGAGCCAAGAACGCAACACCAUGGAGCUAGAAAUCAACCAAAUCGACCGCAUGAUUGAUGACAUGGAGAUGAAAGUCAACGUGCUGCGCUGGAUGGUGGAGCCCCAUGGGCCGCAGUAUGCAGACCCAAUCAGCAGCACUGACAGCGCCUCCAUGGCUCUGGUUCCAGUAGACGAGGAGCAACAGGCUACUGGAUCUCAAGCUCUUUGCCCGCGGAGCCACAUAUUUGUGCUCUUACUGCUGUUUGGUGUUAUUUUCGUAGCAACCACUUUAUCUGUCUGUGUUUUCCUUUUCUCAUGAGCAAAACCUUAAUGAAUUCAACUUAUUGGUCUUUUUCAGUCAGACUAAAAUACUCAGUAAGACUGUAAAAUGGAAAGCUUUGCAUUUACAUCCCUCACUGAUUUUUCAGGGACUGAGGAAACUUCUCAUAAACAGUACACCAGACUUAAUCCAUAUGCCAGCUAGUGUCCCAUUUUUACAUUUAAUUGGAAUCUACCAUAUGCUUCUUAAGUUCAGAUUAGUCAUGUAAAUGCAUGUCUGCCAGUUAGGAUGUUUUUCAUAAUCUGAAAUCAUCUAGACCAGAUUAUUAAGGUGCAUUUCCAUUUUUGUACUAUGCUGUCAGACUGUAUAAUUUGGAAAAUCUAUUGGACUUUUAGGACAGAAAUCCCUAAAAAAAAUGUACCAUUGCAUCUUACGCAGCUUCUGCAUACAUAACACAUAGUAAAAGUAAGAAAAAAAAAAAUGCAGCUUUAAAUUUUAUCUUAUUAAAUCAAUAGCACACAGAGCACUGUGACCUUUCUGACAAAUGCUCUUCGAGUGUCUGAAUGAAAUAAUAUUCUAAUAACUAUUAGCCUAUUUACUAAAGCUGGAAUCUUUUUGUUGACAAAUUGGAUUUUAAGGGUUAGUUGCAAAGAAGGUGUAGGCAUGUAUGUAUAAACAUCAAGAACAUCCAUGAGGUCUGACUUGGUGCUUUUAACAGCUCAAAAUCCAAUAUGGCUGCCAGGGACAUGUGCAUUUGUAAAAGCUGCAAAUAUCAGUUAGCUGACAUGUGAUCUUCUCACAGUUUGUGUCUCAUAUAACCACGGUAUACAUAAGAACUUUAAAAAAUGAAUUUCUGGACAUGUCCUUUUCAUGUUUGACCAAAUCAACUAAAUAGAAAAACAUGGUUGCUGGCUUGUCUCACUGGUUUUCCAACUUGCAACAGGAACAAACUGGACUUCGAGCUCUGCCUCUCGACAUAGACUGAAUGCAGCUUCAAAGUUGGCCCAUGUAAAGUUGGCUCUGACUUUAUUCCAAGAUCCAUGUUCAUAGCUUCCACAACUGGAACGCUGGAUUAGUUUAGACCUUAGAUGUAAAAAAAAA